This is a messenger RNA of Alligator sinensis (Chinese alligator), 5551 nucleotides long. RefSeq names its product sulfatase 1 (gene SULF1). Gene Ontology annotation, molecular function: glycosaminoglycan binding; calcium ion binding; N-acetylglucosamine-6-sulfatase activity. The coding region runs from base 547 to 3924 and encodes 1125 amino acids. Lineage: Eukaryota; Metazoa; Chordata; Crocodylia; Alligatoridae. The record is from RefSeq and is a predicted model, not a curated record. Gene Ontology annotation, cellular component: cell surface; Golgi apparatus; endoplasmic reticulum. The transcript is spliced from 22 exons.
CCAGCCCCAGCGAUUGGAUUGGGCAGCCCGUCUUGACACACCACUGUGCUGAGUGCUUGAGGACGUGUUUCAACAGAUGGUUGGGGUUAGUGUGUGUCAUCACGUUGGAGUGGGGAUUAGAGAAGGGAGGCAGCCUUGCUGGAGCUGUGUGGUCUUCUCCAAGUGUGAGUUGCAAGCAAGAGGAGAGCUCUGUAGUUGUUGGGAGAAGAGGGAGGAUUCCUUGUCAGCAGCUGCAAGGGGGAAAAAAGCCCAGUUUGUUCAGUAAGACAUUGAAUUGUGGAAGAGUGUGGAAAAAGAUGACAAUAUUUCUUUCUUUCAUCAGAAAAAGGUCCUACAUGCAAUAAACUUACUAGACUAGACAUACAGACUUCUUUCAAUGAUAUGAAAAUUAACCCAGGCACAUCAGCUGCAGGAAAUCUUCAAAGGGCUCCUCCUACUGAUGUUCUGAAUACUUUUGCAUCAUAGCAAUUCAUUACUGUACCAGGACCUGAAUUUAAGACCUUAGGGGGAAAAAAGAUCAAGCACUUUGGGACUAGAGGAACUACAAUGAAGUAUUCUUGCUUUGCACUCUUUUUGACUGUGCUCAGUACUGAGUGGAUAAGAAGUCUCUGUUCAACUGUCAAAUCUCCAAGGUUCAGAGGACGUGUGCAGCAGGAACGAAAAAACAUCAGACCAAAUAUUAUUCUUGUACUCACAGAUGACCAAGAUGUGGAACUUGGGUCCUUGCAAGUGAUGAACAAAACUAGAAGGAUCAUGGAAAAUGGAGGGGCCACUUUCAUCAAUGCCUUUGUAACCACCCCAAUGUGCUGCCCAUCUCGAUCCUCCAUGCUAACAGGGAAAUAUGUUCACAAUCACAACAUAUAUACCAACAAUGAAAACUGCUCUUCUCCUUCAUGGCAGGCAACACAUGAACCACGUACCUUUGCAGUGUAUCUCAACAACACUGGGUAUAGGACAGCUUUUUUUGGGAAAUACCUCAAUGAAUACAAUGGCAGCUACAUUCCUCCUGGGUGGAGAGAGUGGGUUGGAUUAGUCAAGAACUCUCGCUUCUAUAAUUACACCAUUUGUCGGAAUGGCAACAAAGAGAAGCAUGGAUUUGAUUACACAAAGGACUACUUCACAGACUUAAUCACUAACGAGAGCAUUAAUUAUUUCAAAAUGUCUAAGAGAAUAUAUCCUCAUAGGCCCAUAAUGAUGGUUAUCAGCCAUGCCGCCCCCCAUGGCCCUGAAGAUUCUGCACCACAAUUCUCAGAGCUCUAUCCAAAUGCUUCACAGCACAUAACGCCAAGCUAUAACUAUGCACCAAACAUGGAUAAGCACUGGAUUAUGCAGUACACUGGCCCCAUGCUGCCUAUCCAUAUGGAAUUUACAAAUGUCUUACAGCGCAAAAGGCUUCAGACUUUGAUGUCAGUUGAUGACUCCAUGGAAAGGUUAUACCAUAUGCUUGUGGAGACGGGUGAACUGGAGAAUACCUACAUUAUUUACACCGCUGACCAUGGUUACCAUAUUGGGCAGUUUGGACUGGUCAAGGGGAAGUCAAUGCCAUAUGACUUUGAUAUUCGAGUUCCUUUCUUUAUUCGUGGUCCAAAUGUAGAGCCGGGAUCAGUAGUGCCUCAGAUAGUGCUGAAUAUUGAUCUUGCUCCAACUGUUCUGGAUAUUGCAGGACUUGACACACCUCCAGAUAUGGACGGCAAGUCUGUCCUAAAACUUCUAGACUUAGAAAAGCCAGGAAACAGAUUUCGAACAAACAAGAAGACGAAAAUUUGGCGUGAUACGUUCUUAGUGGAAAGAGGCAAAUUUCUGCGCAAGAAGGAGGAGCCCAAUAAAACAGUUCAACAGUCUAAUCAUUUACCAAAAUAUGAGAGAGUAAAGGAAUUAUGCCAACAAGCAAGGUACCAGACAGCGUGUGAGCAACCAGGACAGAAGUGGCAGUGCAUUGAAGAUACAUCUGGCAAACUUCGAAUUCACAAGUGUAAAGGAUCUAGUGAUAUGCUCGCCAUCAGGAAGAGAACACGAAGCAUACACUCCAGGGGAUACAGCAGUAAAGACAAAGACUGCAACUGUGAAGAUACUGAUUACCGAGCCAGCAGGACCCAGAGGAAAAAUCAAAGACAGUUCAUGAGAAACCCUAAUACACAAAAGUACAAACCAAGAUUUGUUCACACUCGACAAACUCGAUCUUUGUCUGUGGAAUUUGAAGGUGAAAUAUAUGACAUAAACCUGGAAGAAGAAGAAUUACAAGUGCUAAAAUCCAGAAGUAUUACUAAGCGUCAUAAUGCUGAAAAUAAGGAGGAUUUGGAGAACACUGAUGGUGCUGGAGCUGGUGGUGAAGAAAUGCUAGCUGAUGGCAUCAAUAUAGUUAGCCAACCUAGUUCUGUCAGAGUGACACACAAGUGUUUUAUUCUUCCAAAUGACACUAUCCGCUGUGAGAGGGAAUUAUACCAAUCAGCCAGAGCCUGGAAGGACCACAAGGCCUACAUUGACAAGGAGAUUGAAGCUCUCCAAGAUAAAAUUAAAAAUUUAAGAGAAGUGCGAGGACACCUGAAAAGAAGGAAACCUGAUGACUGUGAUUGUAGUAAACAGAGCUAUUACAACAAAGAGAAAGGGGUGAAGGCUCAGGAGAAACUGAAGAGUCACCUUCAUCCAUUCAAAGAAGCAGUACAAGAGGUGGACAGUAAAAUUCAGUUAUUCAAGGAAAACCGCAGGAGAAAGAAAGAGAGAAAAGGGAAGAAGCGCCAGAAGAAAGGAGAUGAAUGCAGCCUUCCUGGACUCACAUGUUUUACCCAUGAUAAUAACCACUGGCAGACAGCACCAUUUUGGAACCUGGGCUCCUUUUGUGCUUGCACAAGCUCAAACAACAAUACUUACUGGUGUUUGCGAACAGUUAAUGAAACCCACAAUUUUCUCUUCUGUGAGUUUGCAACUGGAUUCUUGGAAUAUUUUGAUAUGAACACCGAUCCUUACCAGCUGACAAAUACAGUACAUACUGUGGAAAGAGGCAUUUUGAAUCAGUUACAUGUACAGCUAAUGGAACUGAGAAGUUGUCAAGGUUACAAGCAGUGCAGUCCACGACCUAAAGGACUUGAAUCAGAGGAGAAUUAUGGGAUGGAUGGGAAGGUUAACCUGCCAAAUUUCACUGAGGACGUCAACUGGCAAGGACUGGAAGAUUUGUACAGUGUGAAUGAAAGUUUAUAUGAAUACAGAUACAACUAUAGACUUAGUCUGGAGGACUGGACUAAUUACUUGAAGGAUAUAGAUAGAAUGUUUGCACUGCUGAACAGUUAUGAUGAGCAAAAUAAAACAGACAAGAAUAAAACCACUCAAAACAGUGGUUACCUGGACAAGUCGCCUACACAAUGUACCUUGCUGGAAAUGACCUCUGCUGAGUCAGACGAGGAAUCAAGUGGUCUGACUGCAGAAGAAUUACGGCCUGUUGUGCUAACUGACUUUGAAGCCCUAUCUUUGAGCGCAGUCAUUUUAAGUCAAGAGAGGAAACUUGAAUUAAAUAAUGACAUCCCUGACACAAGUCGUUUGAACGCAACACACUGGAGAAAUAAUCAAGCUGAAAAAUGGAUGGAAGGUAAAGAGUCAGACAAUUUUGAAAUAGAUUACAGUGGAAAUGAUCUGAUGGAGCUGGAGUCCAGACAUAGUUUCAUUUUACAGCCCAUUAGCAUGCUUCAGAAAGACUCACCUGAGGAUGGCGGUGGCCCUGUGGAAGACAUUUUUGAAGAUCAGAUCUAUUUUCCUGUGAGGUCUGGGGAAGCCAUUGUACACCAGGCUAUAAGUGUAUCCAUCAGGGAUCCCUCUAUCAGGUCUCAGAAAAUGGAAACUACAUUGGAAAAUAUAGAACCUAAUUUUUCAGGGGAGACAUCGCAAAUCGUAAAUGUAGAAGGCAGUGCCUCAUCUGCACUCUCCCUAGAUUAGAUCAAAUUAUGAACCAUAUGAAGUUCUCUUGAUUUUUUUUUUAAAUGGCAAAUUAAUAAAGGUAAUCAUGACAACUGACAUUCCAUGUUUAUUGUAGAUACAUUUUGCAGUUAAAGUGAGCCCAACUCUGUGUGUGUGUGUGUGUGUGUGUGUGUGUGUGUGUGUGCACGAGUGCCUCUGUGUGUGUGCGUGUGUAUUUCAUAUAUACAUACACACAUGCACUUUCACACUAGCUUUUCAAAACUGGGAAAAUAGAUUUCCACAGUGUUAAAAAAGACAGUAUUAAGUUUAUAGUGCAGUGAUGCAUAAAUUUUGUAAGCUAACCAUGAUUUUCUUAAAACAAGAUUGUUGAAUCAUGUCUUUCUUUCUGAAACAUCCCACCAUAAACGAUUGUCUCACUUCACUCAAACUGUCUGCAUAAUGUGUUUUUGAUAAAUUAUUUUUAACCACUGGAAUUUCUUAAUGUCACACUUUUGAGUAAAAUGAUAUUGCACUUUUAUAAUCUGUAUGCCAUACCAUUUAUUAAUCUGAUACUUUACAUGUUCUUAAUUAGUUUAUUGUCUGGUGUAAUUGUGAAAUGCUAGGUUACCAGGAAAAAGUUAUUCAGUGUGGAUUGUGAAAACAAAUUGAAUAUUAUUUUAACAGAAAAUAUUGCAUGUUUUGUUACUUUGAUUUACUGAAAUUUACUCUCAGAAACGUAUGGCUAAUGAAUGUUUUGAGUAGGAGGAUUUAUUUUCAACUUGGCUUAUUUUCCCCUAUGUUGGUAUCAUCAGUGUUGAAAAUUUCUGAAUGUUCUAAUUUUUUUUUGCUGAUUUCUUCAAGGUUUACAUGAGUAGAAUAUGUUUUUCAUCCUAUUAGAUUUAUUAGUCUGCACAAUAUCUUUUUUCUGAAAAUAUUAUCUUUUUAAAUUUUUUUUAAACAGGCAUUAAAGGGAAGUGUAAAAUCAUAUUAGAUUGAUAUAUUUUGAUACAAAAGGCACAUGGGGUCAGAACAGUAGUCUGGAGUCUGUUGUUCUUGUAAUGUGUUAUAAAGCUUUUUUGGAUUUUACCAAACAUUUAAUUUUAGAAAAUAUAUUUCAGAAUUGACUUUAAAAAUGAGUUACUGUUGAAAACUUAACAUCCUCUUAGGUUUUUUUUUUUACAUUAUUAGCAAAAAAUAAAAAUAAAAAAGGAUUACCUCACACGCACACAAUUCCACCAUGUCCAAUUCACAAAGAAAGUUUCUUAUGUUACAUGUUGUUUAGCGUAAUGGGUGCUUCUUUUAGUCUAUUGCAAGCAUUGUGGGAUAAGUUUAUAUUCUUUUGCUUUGUCUAAGCUGACCUUUUUAAAAUUCUUUUAGUAGGAUUUUAAUAAUUUUAAAAAGCAACCUUUAUGAUGGACUCUGUAAAUAUGUUAAUUGACUAGCUGUUUAUCUGUUGUAUGUGUCAUGGGCUGAAUGACAGAACAAACGUAUUUAUGGUCAUGAAUGAUGCUAUUUGUAAAUAGAAUUCAAGUUACUAGGACACAAACUGUCUUUUUAAAUCUUGUAUAUUUCUGUGAUACUUUUAUAGAACAAUUCUGACUUCAGGAAAGUCUAGAAGCAAUAUUUCUUGAAAUAAAAAGUGUUUUACUUUACCUGCUUCAGAGAG